UUCAAAGGAACAGCCAGGAAAGCUUCCUUCUUCUGUAGGGAUAACUAUUAUCCCCUUUCACCAUGGCCCACCUAGGAGCCCACUUUGCCUUCAGAUCCCGCAGGCAGAAGACCAAUGAUGAACUCUGUCGACAUAGCAUGUCCUUUAUUCUUCACAAAGCCAUUUGCAAUGACUUCUUUCAGAGCUAUCUCUACCUGCUGGAAAAUAUUCCCCUGGUGAAAUUGUAUGCUUUAACAAGUCAAGCCAUCAAUGGUGAGAUGCAGUUCUAUGCCAGAGCUAAACUCUUCUACCAAGAAGUACCAGCUACAGAAGAGGGUAUGAUGGGAAAUUUCAUUGAACUGUCCAACCCAGAUAUCCAGGCCUCUCGGGAAUUUCUUAGGAAAUUUGUUGGAGGGCCUGGGAGAGCUGGGACAGACUGUGCCCUGGGUUGCGGCUCUGGGAUAGGAAGGGUCAGCAAGCAUGUCCUGUUGCUGGUUUUCAACACUGUGGAACUGGUGGACAUGAGGGAAUCGUUCCUCCUCGAGGCACAGAACUACUUGCAGGUCAGAGGGGACAAGGUAGAAAGCUACCACUGCUACAGUCUGAAGGAAUUCACACCCCCACUGGGGAGAUACAAUGUCAUCUGGAUUCAGUGGGCCUCUGGGUACCUGACCGUUAAAGACCUUGCAUUUCUUUCCCGGUGCCGAGAUGGCCUGAAAGAAAACGGCAUCAUCCUACUGAAGGACAAUGUGGCUCGGGAGGGCUGCAUCUUCCAUCUGUCUGACUCUUCCAUCUGUGUAACUCGGGAUAUGGACAUCCUCCAGAGCCUCAUUAGGAAGAGUGGGCCGGUGGUGCUGGGCCAGGAGAAGCAGGACGGCUUUCCAGAGCAGUGUAUCCCAGUGUGGAUGUUUGCACUGCAUAGCGAUGGACACUCCUGACCAGCUGUGGGAGUGAACGGCUGCACUGCACAGUAGUGCUUUGGGAAGAGGUGUUCUCCUCUGAGGUGCCCCUUGUAAUUCACAUAGGAGUGAAGGGAAGGGACUACAGCAUGUUUGGAAAUGACUGAUGUAAUAUGUACAUGUUUCCACUAAUUAUGUAAGUACAUGCACACACUCUGUGGAUUUUCCAAAAGAGAAAUGGAAAGUGGCAUCUGGAAAAACUGCUAAACUGUACAAGUGUACACAAAAAACAGAAAAGGGAGCAACGUUCACAAAAUCUAAACUGCCUUGGUCUCUGCAGAUUUGCAUUAUAGAGUAGUUUAGGGUGGGUGGGGUAAAGCCUAGACCACCUUUCUCUGCCCUCAUGCUGGAUACAUUACCCUUCCUUCCUCCUUGGGAAUACUACUUCUCUAGAUAAAAAUCUCCCCCUAAUUAAGAAGGCACCAGUCAAAAUAAUCUUAUAAAAACAAUUCCAUUACUUAAUUUUGUCUUUAGCUUUAGCAGAAAAAAAGACUAUGGUUUCACUUUCUAUUUUGGGUCAGUUUCACCACCCAGUGAUGUAAUAUGGAUAUAAUUUGAUAACAAAAGUCUGCAUUUCAGUGAUGGGGAAGUGUCUCCUUUCAGGAGAAAAUGUUUUACCCUUGAAAUUUCAGCUGUGAACAUAUAAGUAAAUGUCAUUGAUAAUCUAAUUUUAGCUAUUGUCUUCCAACACAACUUGCUUCAUUGCAGCUGCUCCUGUUUCCUUGAUUGAUAUGACUGUACAUUGGAAAGAGAAACGAAAUGAUAAACCUGAAAAUUGAAUUA
This is a messenger RNA of Physeter macrocephalus (sperm whale), 1721 nucleotides long. It is a transcript of the gene NTMT2, whose product is annotated as N-terminal Xaa-Pro-Lys N-methyltransferase 2. Gene Ontology annotation, cellular component: cytoplasm. Gene Ontology annotation, biological process: N-terminal protein amino acid methylation. Lineage: Eukaryota; Metazoa; Chordata; Mammalia; Artiodactyla; Physeteridae. The record is from RefSeq and is a predicted model, not a curated record. Gene Ontology annotation, molecular function: N-terminal protein N-methyltransferase activity.